Patella vulgata (common limpet) is the source of this 3581-nucleotide messenger RNA. Its product is annotated as FMRFamide-activated amiloride-sensitive sodium channel. The transcript is spliced from 3 exons. Gene Ontology annotation, biological process: sodium ion transmembrane transport. Gene Ontology annotation, cellular component: membrane. The coding region runs from base 331 to 2091 and encodes 586 amino acids. Gene Ontology annotation, molecular function: ligand-gated sodium channel activity. NCBI's taxonomy places the organism in Eukaryota, Metazoa, Mollusca, Gastropoda, Patellidae. The record is from RefSeq and is a predicted model, not a curated record.
GGAUGGUGAACAUCGGAUAGGCGGCAGGAAAUGUAUUAACGUCGUCGUCGAUAUAUGCAGUCAGUUAGUUAGUUGUGUAUCGGCGUCUUACCAUUAAACAUGUGAUGUUAAUACUCGCUGUGGUCUAAACGAUUUCUAGCACCGGCAUCUCUUCUAUUAGGACUACGAGUCUGUUAUUAACAUUCGACAAGAUCCAAUCAAAUGGAUUUGGAUUAAAAAGUAUUGAAUUAUUAAGCCAUAUUGUUUUCAUACGGAGGGUAACCGCAUCGACCACAAAACGUAUUUAAAUUUACUUAUAUGGCAGCCAUCUGAUGGCAUUGAGAGUUGAUUAUGGUCUUGGUUACACAGAUGAAGUAUGAAGAGUCGCCAUCUUGUACUCAGGCUAGAAACAAAGUCGAUGUCAUUCUUAGGAUGAACGAAUUGCCCAGCAGACACACGAACGCUGUUUCCCUUAUAGCAGAAUUAGGUUCUGAGAGCAGUGCUCAUGGAUUAGCCCGGAUUGUGUCUUCCAAGGGAACCAAACGACGCCUUAUUUGGACCUUGCUUGUGAUCAUCGGUCUUGCCGCUGCUACGGUUCAAUUCUCCAUGCUGGUCAAAAAAUAUCUACAAUUCCAAGUUGUGGAGGUGUCCGAGGUGAAAGAUAGUAUGCCAGUCGAGUUUCCUGCGAUAACAGUUUGUAAUAUUGAACCGAUUUCCUUAAGAAAAGUGAGAAAGUUAUUAUCUUUACCGGACGCAGCUUUAAAAAAGUGGUUGGAAUUUGUGUAUAAGUUUAAAUUCGGAAAACAAUCGGCUCACCUUUCGUCGAUACGAGCCUUUUACGAAAAUUUGGGAGAUGAAGCCGAAUAUGUGAGACACGAACUGAAAGAUUUCAUGCUUCAUUGCCGAUUUAACAAAGAAACGUGUGGGGGUUCGAAUUUCACGACGUCAUUUGACGGGAAUUACUACAGUUGUUUUACGUUUAACCGAGGGAAUUCCGACAAAAUAUUGAUGCACUCCACGGGUCCUGAAAAUGGCCUCUCGUUAAUCAUCGCUGUGGACAAUGACAAUCCGCCAUUGGGAACAUACGGUGUGUACAACAUACAUUCUAAUAUUUUACACAGUGCUGGUGUGAGGGUAGUAGUGCAUGCCCCCAACACCAUGCCCAGUCCCGUCAAUCACGGGUUUGACGUUCCGCCCGGUUAUUCGUCUUCCAUUGGCCUUAAGGCCGUGCUUCACACCCGUCUGUCCGAACCUUAUGGCAAUUGUUCAAACUCCAUUUUGGAAGGUUCUGAAAAUUACAACAAUACCUUUUUUACGUGUCUUCAGCUGUGUAAACAAAGAAAAAUUAUUGAAAAAUGCGGAUGCAAAUCGUCUGAUCUACCGGAACUACCCUCGUCCCACUCCGUGCCAUUUUGUGGUUACAUUAAAAACUGGCGGGAAAUGGUGGCUCAUCCGGAUAACUAUCCACCGAAUGUUUAUUUGCCAAAACUUAUUUGUGAAGAACACGUCAGUCACGAAAUGACCACGGAUAGAAGUUACGAAGUUUCUUGUAAAUGUGUCCAGCCUUGUCACGAAACGACUUUUCAGAAAUCCGUUUCGCUGUCGUAUUGGCCUUUAGAAUUUUAUCAACUGAAUAUUCUUCAGUUAUUGUAUAAUGGCACAAUCGCCCAAAGCCAACUCGACGAAGCCUAUACGUACCUGUCGAACAUUACCGACGAAGAAUCCCAAAAGGAGGAUAGUACGAUGGACAAAGGCUAUUCCUCGAAGGAGAAAGAACAAGCCGAGCGGGCUUCCAAAUUAAUCCGGCAAAAUCUGUUGCGUGUGAACAUUUAUUUAGAAGACUUGAGCGUGGUAGAAUUCCGCCAAAUGCCGGCAUACGAUAUGGCGGAUUUGUUUGCGGAUAUUGGGGGUACAAUGGGAUUAUGGAUGGGGAUAUCAGUGUUGACUAUUAUGGAACUUGUUGAGUUAAUUAUACGUUUAAUUAUGUUGCUAUUUUAUACCGAAACUCGCCAAAUGCCCGAAAAAACAACUUUACCAAAUGGUGUGAUACAACAGCAGCAGGCCGAGAGAAGACAAUUUAUACGUCAUGAUGGUUUGGAGUCGUCGGUGUGAAUGAAUGAUCGAAUGAAUGAAUGAAUGAAUGAAUGAUCGAAUGAAUGAAUGAAUGAUCGAAUGACUGAAUGAAUGAAUAAAAAAUACGAUAUAAUAAGUGUGAAUUUGCACUUAUCGAAUGAACAACUGAGUGAAUAGUUUUUUUUAGGUUUUAAUAUUUAAUAAUGUCCUAGCAUGCAUUGUAUUAUUAGUUUGUAAAAGAAAUAUUUAAAAAUUCGAAAAAUCAAAAUAGCAGACGUCAAACUGUCUAUGACCCUCACGAUAUACUAAUAUUCAGUUGGGUGGGUCUUUUUUUUCAAUCGGUCGGCGAGGGCGGAUAUUUCCACACGUUCAGUUAAGAAGCUUUAGGUUAAGCUACCAACAGGGUGAUAAAUGAAUUUUCAAUAUGGAAAUAGUCCACUUCCACUGGAAAAUAAAAAACCCUCGUUACCGGCUUCUUGGAGAUUUCUUCGUGUACAGUUUGAGACAAACACAUUCUAAAGUGGUCUUGUUCCAAAACAAAUAAGAUAUCUGUAGUUAUAACUUCCAUUGUAUAUAACUAGUUUGGUGUGCGAAUUAUGUGUUUGUGUGUGUGUGUGCUUUAUUCAUUUUAUAUAAAUUUAGUUGCGUCGCUGAAUUCAACGGGUGACGUCAUAAACAAAUUACCAAAAACUAGUACAAGUAAUAAUAUUGUGUUCGAAUUAAAAUAUGUGACUUUCUACAAUUAUAUUACAUAGAAGACCCUUAACACGUGCAUUACAAAAAGGCAUUUCUAUAGUGAAACUUGCUGUAGCUUACUGAGAGGACGACGUUCCCGUGUAACCAUUUCAAGGGUGUGGGGGUGUGAGGCGGGGUGUAAUUAAAGAAGGAAAAUAAAUUAUGUUUUUUGUUGUACGAGCUAUCCUAUUUAGUAUGAAUACAAUGUUAUUUCAUGUAAUUUAAAAUGUCUUCCCCUCUCAGGAGCCACGCUGACUGGCUAGUCUGGAGGUCGCGGGUUCUUUCCCGGUGUUCAUCGGGUUUUUUCCGUCGUGCUUUACUCUUGUCAGUGGUGCAGGACGGAGGGCUUAACCGGGACACCUGUCUAGUUGUUAGGAUAGGACAAAAAACCGAGGUCCCGUUUAUACAUUGGUGUGCACGUAAAUGAUCCCUUGGCAGUUAGAAUUUGAUAUAGGAGUAGGCUGUAGCGCCGCUGUCCGGGAAAAAUUUCCCCUAUGCACACUGUAUGACAUAUGCCCAGUCGGUGCAGAACAGUAGAACGUUAUAAUAACCAUUUCAUUUCUUCCUUUCUCCCAUUUCUGAGUAGUGGGUCCUAUAUAUUUGGUCUUGGGAAGCAGACGACAAUCAAAGAGUUAACCACGGGCACUAUCAAACUUCUGCACGUCACUGAGUGAAAGUGAGAGCGAUAGAAAUAAUGUAAAACUAUGGCUAAAUGUGUGUAUAUUUUCAUACCAUGUGUGUAGAUUGUGUAUUAUAAAGUAUUUAUAAACCAUGCAAUAAAAUAUUAACUAAUA